This is a messenger RNA of Leucoraja erinaceus (little skate), 1662 nucleotides long. It is a transcript of the gene casp7, whose product is annotated as caspase 7, apoptosis-related cysteine peptidase. The transcript has 7 exons. Gene Ontology annotation, cellular component: cytoplasm. Gene Ontology annotation, biological process: apoptotic process; proteolysis. The record is from RefSeq and is a predicted model, not a curated record. The coding region runs from base 292 to 1218 and encodes 308 amino acids. NCBI's taxonomy places the organism in Eukaryota, Metazoa, Chordata, Chondrichthyes, Rajiformes, Rajidae.
UGCAAAUCAAGUCCAAACUCGAGAGAUUCUGCCACUGAGUCUUGAAUCUGGGGGAGCACAUUUUAAUUUGUCGCUUAGGUUUUCUGAAAUCCAACUUUGGCAGUUAGGGUUUGUGUUGUGGAGCUGUAUGCAGGGGCGGAACUGCCGCCAGUCAGUUUCACCAGCCAUUUCCUCAUCCCUCGACGUCCGAUACAAUUUGUGUCAGUUUCAGCGGCAACAACUUAACCGGGAACUAAGUUAUUGUGUCCGCUCUUGCUCUCUGCGCCGCUUCUAAUCGGUUUAGACGAAGAUAUGGAGGAAAAGGAAGAAGACUUCCAUCCUGUACAAGACGCAGAGCAGCAGGACGAUGUUGAUGCAAAGCCAGAUAGAUCAUCAAGAUUUCUACCUUUCGGCAAGAAAAAAACAAAAGAUGAACAAGGGCAGGAUCCUGAAAUAUCUGAUCGUCACACACGGAUUAUAGCACCCCCAUUCCUGUAUAAUAUGAACUUCAAAAAACUAGGAAAAUGCAUUAUUAUUAAUAAUAAGAAUUUCGAUGAUGUAACAGAAAUGAAUGUGCGUAACGGCACAGACAUUGAUGCUGGAAAUCUGCUCAGGUGUUUUAACUCUCUGGGUUUCCACGUUGACGUUUUAAAUGAUCAGACUUGUUAUCAGAUGAAGAACAAACUGCAAGAUGUUUCUCAGGAAAACCACAGCAACAGUGCAUGUUUUGCCUGCAUCCUUUUAAGCCAUGGCGACGAAGGCAAGAUCUAUGGCACCGAUGGAGCAAUGCCCAUAAAGACACUCACUUCUCUCUUCCGAGGUGAUGUGUGCAAGACCCUUGUGGGGAAACCAAAACUCUUUUUCAUUCAGGCUUGUAGAGGUUCCGAAUUUGAUCAAGGAGUACAGACCGACUCGGGAUCUACUGGUGAAGUAGAAACUGAUGCAAAUCCUCGAUAUAAAAUCCCAGUGGAAGCAGACUUCUUGUAUGCCUAUUCCACUGUACCAGGCUACUACUCAUGGAGAAAUCCAGGCAAGGGCUCUUGGUUUGCACAGGCCCUGUGCAAUGCUUUCAAAGAAUAUGGGAAGGAUUUUGAGAUCAUGCAAAUUUUAACCAGAGUCAACUACAUGGUGGCCAUGCACUUUGAGUCUUGGUCUGAAGACCCACGGUUCAGUGAGAAGAAGCAGAUCCCCUGCAUUGUCUCCAUGCUGACAAAAGAACUUUAUUUUAAGCAGAAAUGAAGCACAACGUUUCCAUUAAUAUUUCAGGGAAAUUUUGAAUUGUAAAGUUUAAGUUGCUUAUUAGGUCUUUCUUUUGAGUGAAAAUUUAAUACUAAGUUGAAGAUAACUGCAGGAUUCAGGAAAACCGUUUGCUAUCUCUGUGAUUAAUCAGUUAUAUUUUUUUCUCUCUCUUGUAUAUCAUACUUUGGGGCAUAUGCUGAUGAGCUCUUUUCUCUGAUAUUGUCUGGAUCACUUCACACUGGAGUUUAUAAAUGACCACUUCGUAUACUGAAAAAUGCAAACGUAUGACUGAUGUGAAUUUGUGUCCCAAAUCUGUUAGACUUCUUGCUUAAAGAUCCAUUUACAAAACUAGUUUAUACAAAGUCUUGAGGCGUGAAUUUCAGUACAGCUUGUAUGAUGGGCUGUGAAUUUUAAACUUUUAGAAAUAUAUUUCAAUCAAAUACA